This is a messenger RNA of Fusarium odoratissimum NRRL 54006, 1402 nucleotides long. RefSeq lists its product as uncharacterized. The record is from RefSeq and is a predicted model, not a curated record. Bases 761 to 949 code for a protein of 62 amino acids. The transcript is spliced from 2 exons. NCBI's taxonomy places the organism in Eukaryota, Fungi, Ascomycota, Sordariomycetes, Hypocreales, Nectriaceae.
GUCUGCUUAGAUGCCAUCUGUUUUAUAUUCAUAUGAGAGCUCGUGUCACAUAUCGGGACUGACAUGCUGGCGAAACUACUGCAAAACAUUGCAAUUGUAUGCAGCUGAUUGUUCCUUAGAACACAAUGACCAUGGCCAAGUCCCUAGCCUAUUCGGUAGCCGCGCUAUUUCAGAAGUCAUGAUAAGAUGAAUACAGCUUAAACCCUUCGAAUUCUUGGAACUCUCCAGACAUCACAAAGAGGUGCAUAUUCUGUCAGUGUAGAGUGAACAACGCCUCGGAUUUCUGCAUUCCUUCUGUUUCUCAUUCCUAAGACCAACCUGGCCAAGUUGUGAUACCUAUUCGUCCUUGAUUUUCUCAUUAGUGAUAUCCACUUGCACACAUUGUGCACACCAUAACCACCAUCUCCACGUCAUUGUUCAAGAUCCUGCAGUGUCCUAGAUAGCACCUAGCCAUGCAGUGAUCUCAACAGUCGGCGGUUUUUGGACCGCGGGACCAAUAAGAAGUUGUAUGCAUCCUCUUGUGACACUUCCCUAAAGAGUCUGCGUUUCUGGUUGUCGCAACAUGCGCCACAGAAUGGUCUUACGUAGUCUGGCCAGAGGAGACGACGUCAUCGCUUCAUGAUAUGGGCCAGCGACUACAAAAGGACGUUGACGACCUAGAUUUGAGCAGCCACAGGAUCUCGAAUCAACCCGACAGAGAAACUAGAUCACGACAAGAACUUUGAACUUUCUCAAAUCAAUCACCAAAACAACCAUCAGAAUGACUGGCACCGAGCAACAGAAGGAGGGCGAGAAGCAAUUCUCCAUCCAACCCAUCAAAGAUGAGGCCAAGGACAAGGUCUCUGCUUUUAACGCUCAUCCCGGACCCGCCGUGCCCAAGGAUAUGCCCCAAGAAGAGGGCACCAAGGAGGAGCGCAAGGCCAAGAUGGAGGCUCUGAACAAGAAAUAAGCGGUCGACUUCUGUGGCAGAAGUCGCUUUGUUGACAUGACUGUAUGACUAUACAUGGAUUUGGGACUGGGUUACUUCACGAUUUAUUUAUACAACACCAAGACAUUUUGUCAUGACUUGCAUUGGAACGUGUCGAUUGCUAAUCGUAGUCUCAUGCUGGCAUCAUGGCACUGACCAACGGCAGCCUCGGAACCCCCUGCUGACACACAGCCAUCCAAUAUCUGCCCCUCAUCGUUAGUAGUCUAGAUUUGGAGCCGAGACAAGGCUCGUACGGUCAGACACUGGGGUUUUCAUGAAGACUUGAAGUAACAUCAGAAUAUAGAUAUUUACAUACACCCAGAGCUCUGUAUGUGAGCAUUCAUUCUCGCGUUCUCCUAAGAUGUUCCGUUUUUCUAUCGAUGGCCAGCAGAACAUCAUCUUCACAACACCCGACUCAACAGCCUAGAUGCCCCA